UAGAUUGUAGGUGGUUUGCCAUGGCCGAGACAGACAGCGAGAUGCAAUCAAUUCGAUCAUGUGCAACUGCAGUGUUGAGAAUAUAAACAAGGUUGGAGACGGAACAAAAUCCUUCCGGUUAUCUAAAGUGCGGGCUUGCGUCUGCUAGUUUUUUGCUGUUAGUUACUGGUCACAUGUGGUUGGAUUGGGCGGAGGGGUAAAAAGUUAGGCAGUGCGGAGAGCCAGAUUUGUGAGCUGGGGUAAAAGGGGCUGUAUCUCUGGCGUUGACCCUUGAUCGUCGGCUGCUGUUGAGGUGCUGCAGCAGGAGGAUAGAAAUUGAGGUUUCCCCUGUGCCGGGGGAGGUUGAUUCCGCCAUGGCCGCAGGUUUCGUGGUCUGCUUCUUGUUUGGUGGGGUCAGGGCAAGAUGAUCGCUGUGUCCGUUCCUUCUCCCUGGCCCCUGUCACUGGAGAAGAGCUGCCUAGUUCUGGGGGGUACAGCUUGUUGCUGCUUCGAAGAUACAUUUGGACAGACCCCAGAAGUAGGAGGAACAAAGGGUUGCCGAUGGAAUUCCACGGUUGGGUUCUCUUAAUUUGUCGAGGUUGCUUUCUGUAUCCGUUCUAGUCCCAGAAAUCCUUGUUUGAAUGAUUUGGAGCAGCUUGGUCCCAUAUUCCAUGCGUGCAUAUUUAGCUACAUCUUUGGGGUUUCCUGCCAUGGCUUAAGCUUGAGAUUGUUGCCGUCAUGGGAAGCCAAACCAAGACCAUAGUUUGGUUCAGGAGGGACUUGAGGAUUGAGGACAACCGGGCCUUGGCGACCGCCGCCAAGGAUGGUCGUGUCCUCCCGGUUUUCGUAUGGUGUCCGAGUGAAGAAGGGCAGUUCUUCCCUGGGCGAGUCUCUCGGUGGUGGCUGAAGCAGUCGCUCGAGCACCUCGACCAGUCGUUGAGGUCCCUCGGUGCUCCCUUCGUGUUCAUCCGAGCCGAGAGCACUCUUGCUGCUCUUUUGCAGUGCAUUGGUACGGUUGGGGCUACCAGACUGGUUUACAAUCAUCUUUAUGAUCCUGUUUCACUUGUCCGUGAUCAUAAAAUAAAAAGUCAGCUAGAGACCCUUGGAAUCAGCGUGCAAAGUUUCAACGGUGAUCUCUUGUAUGAACCAUGGGAAAUCUACGAUGAAAGUGGGCUUGCUUUUACAACCUUUGAUGCAUAUUGGUCCAAGUGCAUGAGCUUACCAAUUGAACCGACAUUGCUUCUUCCUCCCUGGAAGUUGGUCCCACUUGAAGGCACAGGAAGUGUUGUAAGCUGUCCAAUUGAGGAGCUCGGGCUUGAAAAUGAAAUAGAGAAAUCAAGUAAUGCAUUAUUAAGCAGGUGUUGGUCCCCUGGGUGGAGCAAUGCAGACAAGGUGCUAAGUGAAUUUAUCAGUGGGCAUCUACUAGAUUAUUCGGAAAACAGAAUGAAGGUAGAAGGCACCACUACUUCGUUGCUGUCACCGUAUCUUCAUUAUGGUGAGCUCAGUAUCAGGAAAAUAUAUCAAAAUGUCAGAAUCAAACAAAUACAGUGGGCAAAAGAAGGAAACUGUAGAGCAGAAGAGAGCGUGAACUUCUUCCUGCGAUCAAUUGGUCUUAGAGAAUAUUCACGUUAUCUUUGUUUCAACUUUCCAUUCACGUAUGAGCGAUCGCUCUUGGGUAAUCUAAAGCACUACCCUUGGCGAGCUGAUGAAGGUCAGUUUAAAUCUUGGAGACAGGGUCGGACUGGGUACCCCUUGGUGGAUGCCGGAAUGAGGGAACUUUGGGCAACUGGUUGGAUACACAACAGAAGUAGAGUGAUUGUAGCAAGUUUUUUUGUGAAGUUUUUGUUACUUCCAUGGACCUGGGGACUGAAGUAUUUUUGGGACACAUUGCUGGAUGCUGACUUGGAAAGCGACAUCCUUGGCUGGCAGUAUGUGUCAGGUAGCUUACCUGAUGGUCAUGAGCUCAAACGUCUCGACAGCCCUGAGGUUCAGGGACAGAAGUAUGAUCCAGAUGGUGAGUAUGUAAGAAAUUGGAUUCCAGAACUUGCUAGAGUGCCAACUGAAUGGAUCCAUCAUCCAUGGGAUGCUCCAAGGACUCUGCUUAAAGCAUCUGGUGUUGAGCUAGGAUUGAACUACCCACAGCCCAUUAUAGAAUUUGAUACAGCAAGGGAUCAACUUGAUGAUGCUGUCAACAUGAUGUGGCAACUUGACAGGGCUUCAAGAGUUGCAAAAUUAAGUGGAUUGGAGGAAGUUGUAGCUGAUAAUUUGAUUAGUUUAAACACUUUAGACAUCCCAAAAGUCAUUGUGAAGGAGGAGGUUUUUUGCAGUAGUUCAUCUCUUGAUCAAAAAGUGCCCUCUUUACACAACAUGAAGGAUAGCUCCAUAAAAAAGAAACCAAAGGAUGUCAGUGGAAAAAGAUCUGACCUAGUCGGCUCAUGUUCUCCCAUGAAUAUUUUGGAGAAGUCGAAGAUCGAUGUUGACUUGCUUUCGACAGCCAAAUCCUCAUCUGCAAGGAAAAGAAGCAUCAGUGAAAGUCAGUGUGCUGUUCCAAUUUGUUUCUCUACAGGAUGUACAGAUCCUUGUCAAGAAUACGAUUCAGUGGACCAAAAUUAUUCAAACACGUCUCAUUCUGAUCAUCCUUGUCAAGAAACAUAUCAAAUUGGAGAAAAAAAGGAAGAAGAGGAUUUUGAUGCUCAAAGCAGCCUUGAGGGAUCGAGACCAUGCAAGAAAACUGCAUAGCUCAAACGGCGUUGAAGUGCUUAAUGCUCAAGGAUGGAAGUGCAGUCUGGGGAGGUUGUAGGCUACAGUUGGAACAAUAAAGGGGAUGGAAGCUGCAAUUGUGAUUUAGACGCAGAGGCCAAUGGUGAUCGAAAUAUUUUCAUCUCUAUGCUGCUCUCUUGAAUCCAGCUGAAUCCAUCUACAGUUCACCACUGCUGCUUGCAGAUCUAAUUUUAACUCAUUCCAUGUGCUUACACCUCCUGAUGUACAUAUCUCAAUGAUAUAUUCAAAUGAAGGCAUUCUCAUUUUUGUUUAGAUAAGCUGUGAGAUGAGGCUUGGAAACCUUUGUGUAUUGGAUCCCUAAGUGUAAUAUUUAUCUAAUGGUGGCAUAUGCCAACCUAUGCAAAUGUUGUUUCGUGCCCUACUUUUCUUUC
Molecule: messenger RNA, 3131 nt
Organism: Musa acuminata subsp. malaccensis (wild Malaysian banana)
Lineage: Eukaryota; Viridiplantae; Streptophyta; Magnoliopsida; Zingiberales; Musaceae
Product: cryptochrome-1
Biological process (GO): entrainment of circadian clock by photoperiod; blue light signaling pathway; circadian regulation of gene expression
Cellular component (GO): nucleus; cytoplasm
Molecular function (GO): blue light photoreceptor activity; FAD binding; deoxyribodipyrimidine photo-lyase activity
Source: RefSeq, a predicted model, not a curated record